Ilex paraguariensis (yerba mate) is the source of this 2372-nucleotide messenger RNA. NCBI's taxonomy places the organism in Eukaryota, Viridiplantae, Streptophyta, Magnoliopsida, Aquifoliales, Aquifoliaceae. The record is from the annotation of a GenBank genome assembly.
CUCUCUCUCUCUCUCUCCACACUCACUUCUCACAAGUUCACAACAACCCCAUUCCACAAAUUCUCCCCAUUAGAAUUUGCUUCCCUCUCUCUCUCUCUCUCACACACAGAGUUCUCACAAGUUCACAACAACCCCAUUCCACAAACUCUCCCCACUAUAAUUUGCUUCCCUCUCUCUCCCAAAGUUGUGUGCUUGCAGUUUCUGGGUCUUCCAAAACUCACAAGCACCAUCGACCCGCAUGGCGGAUGCAACAAAGUAUGCACCCAUUAAUGGUGGAACCCUGAUCUCAGACUUGAAGACCCAAUUAUCUCUCCUCAAAAUAAAGACAAGGGUUGCUUUAGCUUAUGGCUUCGUGUUUGCUUUCAUUGCCUUCUCUGUUAUCUUAGCUUUUAGUCCUUCUACCAAUUCUUCUUCACCAUUGUUGGGAAACAUCUUCUCUUGCUGUGGCAGUAGGAUUAAGUCAAUUUCAUCUGAAAAUCCUCAUAGAUCACAGUUUUCUUCAAAUUCAUCUGACUUAUUUCCAAACUCUGCACAAGUCCAAAAUUCUACUAUUCAACCAUCACAAACCAAUUUUGAAAGAUCUCCAAAUAACACAUCUCAACCACCCAAAUCGACAACAGAGCCAGAAAUUGUCAAAAACCAGACUCACAGUGAAGAGUUACAGGAUCCAGCUGAAGUUUUAAAGCCCAAUCAGAGUACAAUUGAGGCCCUAAAAUCUCCAAAUAUAACUUUUCAAUCACUCAAUUUGAAUCCAGAAUCAUCAACUGUUAAAAACCAGACUCAAGUUAAAGAGGCACAUGACAGAGUUGACGAAUUGAAGCCGAAUGUGAGUACAAUUGAGGCACCAAAAUCGCCACCGGCAGCGAAUGAAACUGCAAACUUGGCAUCAGGGCCUUCUUCUAGAGGAAAAAAUGCUACUGGGAAGAGAGAGAAAAGAAUAGCAGAGAAGGGUGAUGUGCCAAAUUCUAUUUCAUCUGUUUUGAGAAACCAGAGCAAUGGGACUAAUUCGGGUGUGCCUGUGAAACAGGGGAGUGAGAGUUUGGUGGAGUCUUUGAUGAAUUGUAAUCUAUUUGAUGGGAAUUGGGUAAGAGAUGAAUCUUACCCAUUGUAUGAACCGGGUUCAUGUUCACUGAUUGAUCAGCAAUUCAACUGUAUUCGAAACGGUAGACCUGACAAAGAUUAUCAGAAACUCAAAUGGAAGCCUAAGGGAUGCACUCUACCAAGAUUGAAUGGGAGUCAUAUGUUGGAAAUAUUGAGAGGGAAACGACUGGUUUUUGUUGGUGAUUCCCUUAAUAGGAAUAUGUGGGAGUCUCUGGUUUGCAUUCUCAGAAACUCAGUAAAAGAUCAAGGAAAAGUUUAUGAGGCAUUUGGCAGACACCAUUUUCGUGGAGAGGCUUCUUAUUCCUUUGUGUUUGAAGAUUAUAAUUGCACUGUGGAGUUCUUUGUAUCGCCUUUUUUGGUUCGAGAAUGGCAAAUGCGAGACAAAAAUGGAACAAAGAAAGAGACCCUUCGGCUAGAUUUGAUUGGGAGGUUGUCUGAUCAGUAUAAAAACGCUGGUUUCAUUGUCUUCAACACAGGCCACUGGUGGACUCAUGAGAAGACUUCCAAAGGGGAGGACUAUUAUCAAGAAGGUAGCCAUGUUUAUAGUUCUCUAAAUGUUCAAGAAGCGUUUCGGAAAGCUUUAACAACAUGGGGGAGAUGGGUUGAUGCCAAUAUAAAUCCAAAUAAAACUUUUGUUUUCUUCAGGGGUUAUUCAGACACACAUUUCAGCGGUGGACAGUGGAAUUCUGGUGGACAAUGUAACGAUGAAACCGAGCCGAUAAGAAACGAUACAUAUCUACGGAGAUAUCCAUCAAAAAUGAAAGUUUUGGAAUCGGUGUUACAAGGGAUGAGGACUCAAGUAUCUUAUCUGAACAUAACCCGUUUGACCGAUUUUCGAAAGGAUGGGCAUCCAUCAAUUUAUAGGAAGCCACAUAUGUCCAAGGCAGAGAAACAAUUGUUUUUAAGAGCCCAGGACUGCAGCCAUUGGUGCCUUCCUGGUGUUCCUGAUGCUUGGAAUGAGCUUCUCUAUGCUGAGCUUUUGAUAAGACAAAACCAGAAACAGCAAGAACAGAAGAGACCAUAGGCAAAAAGAUAUGUGCAUUAGAGGUUUUUGCUUUAAGUUUUCUUUGUGAAUAUAGAACAAGCCGACCAUCUGGAGAAGAUCUGAGAAAAGAGGAUUUUUAUAGUAGCAUGAGUUUAAAUCAUGAGAGACAGAGAGAAUUGGAAGUCUCUAUCACUAACCAACAAAGGGGUUUUUUUUUUUAUUUUUAACUAUUGUAAGCUUGAAGGGCUUGAGAAUUGUAAAUUGUUAAUUAUUUAGGAUAUUUUUU